AUGGAUUCAGAUCAGGUAGCGCAUUUUCUGGAGCUCGAGGACAAGUUGUCUGAAGUACGAUCCAGAAUUAAUUCUAAGUUGAACAAUCACAAACAUGUGGCAAUCAUAUUAAGUGCGGUUGAAGAGAAUAUCGAUGAACAACAAUCCACCAGUAAAAACGUUGUUGCUUAUUUGGUUUCUUUCAUGUCCCUUUUGGACCAAAGUGUUGAUUCUAGGGGUGGAGGAGGCAUUGUGGACCAACAACUCGCUACGUCGUCGGUAUAUUUGCUGGAUAUGAUCUACAAAUACGCCCCAAAGGGUCUUUUGAAAUCCAAGUUUGCAGAACUUUUGACCAAAAUUGCACCUUGCAUCACAGACGAUAAUGCACAAGCACCUCUAAUUAGGUCUGCCAUUGGAUGUUUGGAAAGUCUUUUGGUGGCACAAGACGCGCAGGCGUGGAAUAAUACUCAAAACAUGAAUAUAGCACCUACCAGAGGUUUGGGAGGUCUUUUAGAACUUUCACUCGAUCACCGCCCCAAGAUUCGUAAGAGAGCCCAGGAAGCCGUGUGCCGUGUUCUGGCAAAUCCUCCUGCUUCUCCUUCGGCAGAGCAUAUGGCCGCCGGUAUGGUAGCGCAAUUUGUUAUUGACGCCCUGGGUUCAUCUUUAGAGUCGGUAGCUACGAAUAAGAAUACCCGCGAUGACUCAUCGAAGGAACAUGCAAAGUUAAUUCAUAUCCUCAAACUCGCUAGCAGUGUGCUGACCACUAACCAAUGGCCGUUCUCAAAAGUUGAUAAAUUAUGUGACCUUUUACUCGAGGCGCUCAAGACAUCCGAUCAAUAUCUCGUCUCCAGCGCGUUUUCAGUCUUCGAGUCUCUAUUUGGCUCGCUUGCAAACGCUGCAUCUCAAGGCCUUGCUGAUUCUAAGUUUAUUGCCGCUUUGGAUAUGAUUUUCGCUUCUAGACCUUCCAACAAAGAUUCCCAUUUGGCAGGAGCUUGGAUAGCUGUGGUAUCGAGGGGAAUUUCGACAUUUGCCGCCUGCCAGCCUCAGAAUUGUUUACAAAAACUCCCCCAAGUUUUCAACACUUUGAAAGUUUACUUGGAAAGUGAAAACGCUCAGAUUUACACAAGUGCUUCUCAAAGUAUGGUUGCAAUUCUCUCUGAGGGUAUCAAGGACGAAUUGCUGUUAUACCCACCUGCCAAUACACCAGAAGUUUUUGAAGCCACAGAGGAGUUUAUAGGCUCGCUUGCUGAAACGUUCGUUGACCUUUUAUCUAUUAGGUUCAUCCAUUGCGCCAAAGAGGUUCUCGGAGUUUUGGCUAUGGCCUUCACAAAAUUCAAAAUGAGAAGUAAUCCUGAUUUCUUGCAACCUUUAGAAAUCAUUGGAGAAUGGAGGAGUGACGAGAGUAGAUUUUCUGACUUACGCGUUGACAUUGAGGCUGUUAUUGCAGCAGCUAUAACCGCCGUGGGACCAGACGCAGUUCUCGGGUGUUUGCCAUUAAAUUUGCUAAUAUCUUCAGCCGGGAACCCAGGUAGAGCUUGGCUCAUUCCCCUUAUCAGAGACAAUACUCGCAACAGUGAGCUCAGAGUAUUUGUAAGAGAGUUGCUACCUUUGGCACAGCAUUUCGAAUCCGUGGUGUCUAAGUUGGGCGAGGAUUCGCUACAGAAAAAGGUCUUUGAGACCCUCAUUGAUCAAAUCUGGUCGACACUUCCCAGCUUUUGUGAACUGCCCUCAGAUCUCAAGACGGCAUUUUCGGAUGAGUUUGCCGCAGAACUGUCAUCCCUGCUCUAUUCGAGGGUCGAUCUUCGGCCUACGAUUUGCCGAGCUUUCAAGAACCUGAUAGACUCCAACAGGAACUUUAACCCUGAGUCCGACCCUAUGCUGGCUCAACGGCUUACUGAAAGUGAACGCGAAUCGAAUUUGGAAUUCCUUUCAGCAAAAGCGUACAAUCUGUUAGCGGUGCUUUUCAAUGUUUACUCCCAAACCACCGCAAACGCCAGAGGCUACGUCGCUGACACCAUAGACGUGGUUUUAGCGAUUGCGCCGGUCGAAGACUUGGUCAAGACUUUUGAUAAUACAUGUGCGUUGCUGAAAAACGCUCUGGAGCAAGAAGCAUUAAACAACACGAGCAGAACCAGUGGCCAGGUGAGCAUGAGCGCUACUUUACUGGACCUUGUUGUUUUAAUGGCAGCCUACGUCCCCCCUGAGUCUUAUAACGCUCUUCUCUCGAUUUUUAACACUACCGUAAAUUCCUCUGACGGGCUUUUACAAAAAAGAGCUUACAGAAUUUUAUCGAAACUGUCUGAAAACGAGAAGGCGGCUGGCUCGGUGGCCCAAUAUGUCGGUAACAUUGAAACAAUUAUUGUUGAAAGUCAACCAUUCGUCCAAACAUCCUCAAAAGCUGCUCGCCUUAACGCCAUUCUUUCAUUCGUUGACCUGCUCCCACAAGAUCAUUUAGACUUCAUUGUUCGCAUCGUUUCAGAGGUUAUUUUGGCCUGCAAAGACGUCAACGAAAAAUCUCGUGAAGGAGCCUUUGCGAUACUAACCAAAAUGGCAAAAAAAAUGUCAGCACCUGGCGGCAUGAUUAAGCUUUCCAAGAUUUCGGGUUAUGAAGCUGAAACGCCAGAUCAACGGGCUAGUUUAGACGAGUUCUUCAAAAUCAUUUCUGCAGGACUUAUUGGUGAAUCUCAGCAUAUGGUAAGUGCGACAGUGACAGCCUAUGCCUGCUUAGUAUUUGAGUUUCGCGACAGAUUGGACAGUGCUAUAUUGCUCGACAUAUACGACACAAUUGAGCUUUAUCUCACGUCGAACUCUAGAGAAAUUGUAAAAAGUGCGAUCGGUUUCGUGAAAGUUUGUUGCUUGGGUCUCUCCGUUGAACUGAUGCGUCCUAAGAUACCGUCAUUGAUUCCAAAACUUCUCAGAUGGUCACACGAGCAUACCGGUCACUUUAAGGCAAAGGUUAAACAUAUAAUAGAGCGUCUGAUCAGAAAAUUUGGCUACGAUUAUAUUGAGGCAAAUUUCCCAGAGGAAGACCUCAAGUUACUGGCAAAUAUCAGGAAGACCAGGAACAGAAGCAAGAAGAAGGGAAUCGACAACGAUGGUGCCGAUGCUCUCGGUAAUAGAAAAAGUCACGAACCCAAAUUCAUGUCGGCCUUGGACGAUGCUAUUUACCAUUCGUCAGACUCCGAGGAGUCAGAUGGAGAGGAGGAUCAUAAACAAUCUAAGAGUUACAUUGUUGAGUCGAAGAACAAUCCAUUGGAUUUGCUGGAUUCUCAAACUUUGGCUCACAUUUCUUCAACGAGACCUAAAAAGUUUAUCAAGAAUCUCUCUAAAAAUAAGGAGAAUGAGAUAUUCAAGUUUGACGCUGAAGGAAAGCUUGUUUUGAAGGAGGAGUCUGGUGCCAAAGCACAGGACGAUACCCUGUCGUCUGUUACCAGCGGAAUUAAUGCCUACCUUGAGGCUGUGAAACAUGGCCCUGUCAGAGGACAGAAGAAUAAGUUGAAAUUCAAAAAAGGUAAGAAGGUGGCCGAUGAUGAUAUCAGUGACGGUGAGACCGAAGCCAAGGUUGCGGGGAGAGUGGAUAGAAAAAAUCGGAAUGCGGCUAAGAAAGGUUCUAAGUUUAAAGCGAAAAGAAAAUUUUAG
Molecule: messenger RNA, 3618 nt
Organism: Lachancea mirantina
Lineage: Eukaryota; Fungi; Ascomycota; Saccharomycetes; Saccharomycetales; Saccharomycetaceae
Source: the annotation of a GenBank genome assembly